Messenger RNA from Ipomoea nil (Japanese morning glory), 886 nucleotides. RefSeq names its product protein DOG1-like 4. Gene Ontology annotation, biological process: DNA-templated transcription. Gene Ontology annotation, molecular function: sequence-specific DNA binding. The record is from RefSeq and is a predicted model, not a curated record. Bases 89 to 748 code for a protein of 219 amino acids. The transcript has a single exon. NCBI's taxonomy places the organism in Eukaryota, Viridiplantae, Streptophyta, Magnoliopsida, Solanales, Convolvulaceae.
CAUACACACACAUGCGUGUGUAUCAUUAAUUAUACUUGGAGUUUUGUUUUCAAGUCCUUGGAAGCCAAGCCGGCAAUUUUCUUCGAGUAUGAGAAGUAAAGUCGAGGAGAGCUUCACGGAUUUCUUCGAGAAAUGGAUGGCGCAGCUUGAGGAGUGUGCCCAGUUGCUCCUCAUUGCGGCCGAGAACGAGAAAGAUCACGAAUUUUUGGUGAAUAAAUUGACUACCCACUACAAGAAUUACUACACCGCCAAAUGGGCGGCGGCGCGUGAGGACGUUCUGGCGUUCUUCGCCCCCGUGUGGCUGACGUCCUUGGAGAGCGCGUACUUGUGGGUGACGGGGUGGAAGCCGUCCACGGCGUUCCGGCUGGUCGCCGGCGAAGGGAUGAGCGAGGAGCAGAUGAAGAAGGUGGAGGUUUUGCGGGGGAAGAUCAAGGCGGAGGAGGAGAAGGUGGAGAGGGAGAUGGAGCGGCAGCAGGUGGCCAUGGCUGACCGGCGGAUGGUGGAGCUUGCUCGCCUGGGCGGCGGCGACACGGUGGCGGAUGUGGCGGUGAAGAACAUGCUUGGUGGUCUUGAAAAGGUGAUGAAAAUGGCUGAUUGUGUGAGGCUGAAGACACUGAAAGGGUUGCUGGAUGUGAUGGGUCCCACACACAGUAUACACUUCUUGGCUUCUGCUUCAAUGCUUCAGAUUCAGAUGAGGAAAUGUGGGAAGACACAACACAAUCUUAGUCUCAUCACAAAUUCAUCAUAGUAAAAAAAUUAAAAAAAAAAAUUAGAUUUAAUUUCCAGUUUCAUUUAGUCUUGUAUUAGAACAUGUAUCUGGAAUUAGAGGAGAUUGGAGUGCAUUUGGUAGCUUCUGAAAAAGGAACCAUUUUCACUUUUGAUUCAA